Molecule: messenger RNA, 414 nt
Organism: Psammomys obesus (fat sand rat)
Lineage: Eukaryota; Metazoa; Chordata; Mammalia; Rodentia; Muridae
Gene: Ndufa1
Product: NADH:ubiquinone oxidoreductase subunit A1
Exons: 3
Coding region: 73-285 (70 amino acids)
Source: RefSeq, a predicted model, not a curated record
GCCGGAAAUGAGGCAAAGCCGGUCACCUCUGAGGAGCUGGUGACAGUUUGGCGUGUGAGUCACAGUGCAGUGAUGUGGUUCGAGAUUCUUCCUGGCCUUGCCGUCAUGGGGGUGUGCUUGAUCAUCCCCGGAGUGUCCACUGCGUACAUCCACAAGUUCACCAACGGGGGCAAGGAAAAACGAGUUGCCCGACUUCACUACCAAUGGUAUUUGAUGGAACGAGAUAGACGUGUGUCUGGAGUCAAUCGCUAUCAUGUGUCAAGGGGCCUGGAGAAUAUUGACUAAGGAAGCAUUUUCCUGGCUGCUGAAAAAAAGUUUUCAGCUAUGGUCAUCUGUUCCUGCUAGAAGGCUAUGCAGCAUAUUAUAUACCAUGUGCAUAUUAUGUGAUGCUUAAUAAAAAACUUUAAAUCUAAA